AUGUGGAACGCCAAUGGCGUGCACAACCAUGAAGUAACACUGUUUCUGAAUGAUAACCAUAUCGACAUUAUGCUACUGGAAGAGACGCACCACACAAACAAAUACAACUUCCAAGUAAGAGGAUACACUCUUUACCGCACAGAUCAUCCAGAUGGUAAGGCCCACGGCAGAGCCGGCAUCCUAAUCAGGGAACGCAUCAGGCACCACUUUCACCGAAGUUUUGCAACUAAAUAUGUUGAUGAACUUUUAUAUUGGUCUGGUCGUAGAAUGAUUUUGAAUGAGUACUUACAAGGAGAUUUGACGCCAAGAAGGUUACCACCGUCUUGGGUAACUACUCAAAAAUUUGUGUUUCAAUCAGAUGAGGGAGGGCUGGAUAUCUUAGACACAGCUGCCAACUUAAUAAGCGUAUUGGUAACUAACCACACUCUUCGUCAAUUAAAUGUUCAAGGAUAUCUAUGCUCACACGACCUUAAAUAUGUUUUAUUUAAGCACAAUGUAAAAAAAAAUUUUCAGAAGUCGUUUACUGCGUUUUAUACUAUAUAUGAUGUGAAAAAUGACCACCACAUCCCCGUAAAAUUAAAAGACUCCAUUAAUAUAGAAAGAACUCGUAUUCAAUAUGCAACAUGGCUUGGCAAUACGUCUGCAAUAAUAUAUGUCGUUCAAAACGAUAUAUUUAUCCGACAAACACCUUUAACGGAUACGGAUAUAAGAAUAACGUCAUCGGGAUCUGAAAACCAAAUAUAUAAUGGUGUAUCUGAUUGGCUUUACCAAGCGAUGUCGACUGAGAAAUGUCCGUCUUUAUAA
Molecule: messenger RNA, 804 nt
Organism: Drosophila eugracilis
Lineage: Eukaryota; Metazoa; Arthropoda; Insecta; Diptera; Drosophilidae
Product: inactive dipeptidyl peptidase 10-like
Exons: 4
Coding region: 1-804 (267 amino acids)
Biological process (GO): proteolysis
Molecular function (GO): dipeptidyl-peptidase activity
Source: RefSeq, a predicted model, not a curated record